Messenger RNA from Ruditapes philippinarum (Manila clam), 1916 nucleotides. RefSeq lists its product as uncharacterized. NCBI's taxonomy places the organism in Eukaryota, Metazoa, Mollusca, Bivalvia, Venerida, Veneridae. The record is from RefSeq and is a predicted model, not a curated record. The transcript is spliced from 3 exons. Bases 75 to 1565 code for a protein of 496 amino acids.
ACAUAAUUUUUCUCUUCCAGAAGAUAUAUACAAAUUAAAUUUUUGGAAAGAAAUACGACAAAUCGAAGAAGAAAAUGGAUGCUGUUGCGGGACCGUCAGCUCCGCCUUGUCUACCACCUGGCGGAUUAUUUGAAAUUGUGUUCUCUUUUGAUACAACUGGGUCUAUGUCACGUGUUAUUGAUGAGGUAAAGGGCCGACUUCAAGACAUGAUACAGCGCCUCCAAGCGGACAUUCCUGGAAUAAGAUUUGGAGUCAUCGCUCAUGGUGACUACUGUGACAAGGAUGUAUUUUAUCUAGAGCAGCAUAUUGAUCUUACAACAAAUAUCGUAGAGCUCACAGACUUUGUGAAGAACAUUGAAGGGACAGGAGGUGGAGACCCAGAGGAAUGCUAUGAGUAUAUUCUUUGGCUUGCGAGGGGUUACAACUGGACAGCAGGGUCAAGAAAGGCUCUUGUUGUGAUUGGAGAUUCUGUUCCACAUGAAGCAGACUAUGAUUUAAACACCAAGAACCUGGACUGGAUAGAACAAACUAAUGAACUUGCAAAAGCGGGAGUCAAAAUCUAUGGUGUACAGGCAUUUGAAGAUGAUAAUUCAGCUGCUUUCUUUGAAAAAAUGGCAUCAACAACAGAUGGACAACAUCUAAAAUUGGGAGAUUUUUCUCAUAUCUGUGACUUCAUUAUGGCGAUUUGUUACCGGGAAAAGGGAGACGAAUUUUUAGAGGGUUAUGAAGCAGAAGUUCGCGCGAGAGAAGCACAAAAAGGUCUUCACAAAGAUCUUGAAGGGUUAUUUGGCGUGUUAAGACGAGGCGAUUCAUCCGCCUCAAACAGUGGAUCACACAAUCCCUUAACGCCAUUGCUUAGCAGAAUUUCAUCAUUGUCAACAAUGUCAAGCCGAUCGUCAAAUGCCGCUCCCAAAACUGCAGUUGUAAACCCUAUUAUAAAUGCUAAAAACAUACCGAAUACUACAACGAUACGCAAAGGCAAAAAUGCGGCAAAUAUUAAAAACAGACAAAAAGCAAAUUUGAAAGCCGUAGGUAAGCCAAAGAAAAGCAUGGCAAAAUCAGUCAUCACAGCAAAAUACCGCCAUCUUGUUUCAGACUCAAAGUUUAUUUUGAAAAAAAGAAAUUUGGAUACUCGUUGGUCAAAAUGGAACUUAGCUGUCAGUUCUGAAAAACCCAAGUGUGGAAAGAGUUGGGUUGAGAGAAAAAACAAAGUGGGAUAUCGCAAGAAAUAUUUAUUUCCAAAGAGCGAUUACAAUGGACGCUCGCUAUAUGAAAUUGCAGUGCAGCGAUCAAAGGGAUGUAAACUUUACGUUAUGCAGGCCAAAUGGUCUUCACUUAAACCUUUAGAAGAAAAAUGGGAGACGAAACUUUUUAGACAUCAGAAAGAUAUUGUAGAGAAAAUAUUGAGCAAUGGUGGGAAAAUAUUCAUCCGUAGGUUUGUUCCAAAAGGACUGGGAAUUAAACAAAAUGACUUAGUCAAAUCAUUCAAUAGAGACAAUUUGUAUAGGUAUGCAUGGACAUGUGGUUUAAUGAAACCAGGAAAGUUAUCGUGGGCAAUGCGAUAAAUGACGAUGUGAAUUCAUGAAUUAUCAUGAAUAUACAAAUCUAAUGUGUCAAGUCAGUUGGAUUUAUUGAUUUCUUGUUGGCUAUUAUAAAUUUCUAUAUAUAUUUAUCUUCUAUAUUGAUUUACUUGGUUUACUUAUUUACAAAGAACAUAUCUUGCCACUUUAUGAAUCAUGCUAUUGUCUUUUCAUCUUCAACACUUUGGACAUAUUCUGCAGACAUGUGUAUAGACUUUUUGCUGUUGUUAUUGUUGUUGUUUUUUGUUGUUCUUUUUCAUAAAAUGAUAUGAUAUUAUAAUGUACAUAAAAUUUGCAUUUUCAAUUGUUAUAAAGAAAUAAAAACAAAGAGAUAAA